UUAAAAUGGUUGGAGCAAUCAUGACGAAUUGGAAUUUAUUUAUAAUAUGAAGAACUGUGCCAUAAUACCAUCUUUUUAAAUUCAUUCGGCCCAUACCAUAUUAUAGCUCGGCAAAAAUCGGAUACAAAAUUACAAAAAUGAAAACAUUUUUACUGAUACUUCUUCUGGCGCUUGCCAGUAUAUGUCGAGCUGCUCCAUUCAUUAAUCCGUACUUCCCUGAUCCUUACGGGAGAUGGUACUACGGCGGGUAUGGUGGAGCAUACGGUUACCCAUAUUCUCCUUAUUAUGGUGGUUGGCCAUACCCUCCACCUAUUGGAGCCAGAAUUGGGGGAGGAAUUGGUGGUGGAGUAGGUGGUGGAGUUCAAGGUGGUAUUGGAGGUAGUAUUGGUGGUGGAAUUGGCGGUGGAAUUGGUGGUGGUAUCGGUGGUGGAGUAGGUGGCGGAAUUGGUGGUGGAGUUGGUGGAGGAGUGGGCGGUGGUGUUGGUGGAGGAGUUGGUGGUGGAGUUGGCGGUGGAGUCGGAGGUGGAGUUGGGGGCGGCAUAGGUGGAGGUGCUGGCGGUUACCUUGGUGGAGGAGUAGGUGGUGGGGCUGGUGGUUACCUCGGUGGAGGAGUAGGUGGUGGAGCCGGUGGGUACCUUGGUGGAGGAGUAGGCGGUGGGGCUGGUGGCUACCUUGGUGGAGGAGUAGGUGGUGGGGCCGGUGGUUACCUUGGCGGUGGAAUAUCUGGUGGUGCUAAUGGUUACCUUGGCGGUGGAGUGGGUGGAGGCGUUGGCGGUGGUGUUGGUGGAGGAAUUGGCGGAGGUAUUGGUGGGGGAAUAGGUGGCGGGAUCGGUGGAGGAAUUGGUGGGGGAUUAGGUGGAGGAAUUGGUGGAGGUGGUGUUCUCUACCGUAGAACUGAUACCGACCGUGUCAGUCAUUCUCAUCCCCACAAACCUAUUCAGUCAAGACAUGGGUGGAAUGGAGGCCCUGGCCACUCACAUGUGAACCAUCAUUAAUCCGCGAGACUGGAUUUGUAAAAACGAUUAACUAUUGUAUGAUAUAGUUUCCUCAAUACCUUUGUUCCUAAAAUAUAUUUGAUUUUAAUGACGACUGAAUUAGCAUAUGAUUGUUUGUUCAUCUCGAAAAGUAAUUAAUGGAAAUAAAUGAAAGAUCAUACAUA
Spodoptera frugiperda (fall armyworm) is the source of this 1159-nucleotide messenger RNA. RefSeq lists its product as uncharacterized. The transcript has 2 exons. NCBI's taxonomy places the organism in Eukaryota, Metazoa, Arthropoda, Insecta, Lepidoptera, Noctuidae. Bases 138 to 995 code for a protein of 285 amino acids. The record is from RefSeq and is a predicted model, not a curated record.